Messenger RNA from Prunus dulcis (almond), 941 nucleotides. Its product is annotated as dehydration-responsive element-binding protein 1E-like. Lineage: Eukaryota; Viridiplantae; Streptophyta; Magnoliopsida; Rosales; Rosaceae. The coding region runs from base 42 to 770 and encodes 242 amino acids. The record is from RefSeq and is a predicted model, not a curated record. Gene Ontology annotation, molecular function: DNA-binding transcription factor activity; DNA binding. The transcript has a single exon. Gene Ontology annotation, biological process: regulation of DNA-templated transcription.
CCAAGCUAAAACACCAAACCAUUCAUACAUAUCUUACGCUAAUGAACAGGUUCUUCUCUCAUUUUUCUGACUCCGUCGACCAGCCCGAGUCAAGUUCGUUGUCCGACAACACAGUCACGACUCUAAGGGCUUCUUGGUCCGACGAGGACGUCAUUUUGGCGUCGAGCCGACCAAAGAAGCGAGCUGGGAGGAGGGUUUUCAAGGAGACCAGGCACCCUGUUUAUAGGGGCGUGAGGAGGAGGAACAAUGACAAGUGGGUGUGUGAAAUGAGAGAGCCCAAGAAGACGAAGUCCAGGAUAUGGCUCGGGACUUAUCCGACGGCGGAGAUGGCUGCUCGUGCCCAUGACGUGGCGGCAUUGGCGUUUAGAGGGAAGCUUGCCUGCCUCAACUUCCCUGACUCCGCUUGGAGGCUGCCCUUGCCGGCUUCCAUGGAUGCAAUGGAUAUUCGGAGAGCGGCCGCCGAGGCAGCUGAGGGGUUUAGGCCGGUGGAGUUUGGUGGAGUGUCCAGCAGCAGCAGUGAUGAGAAGGAGAGAAUGGUGGUGCAGGUGGAAGAGAAGAAGAAGAAGAAGAAGAAGGAUAGUGUGAAUAUGGAAAAAAGUACAAGCUUGAGCUUGUCCUAUUGGGAUGAGGAAGAAGUGUUUGACAUGCCAAGGUUGCUUGAUGACAUGGCUCAAGGCCUUCUUCUUUCUCCACCUCAAUGCUUAGGUGGCGACAUUUGGGAUGACAUGGGAACCGAUGCUGAUGUCAAAUUGUGGAGUUUCUCCAAUUAAUAAUCAACGUUUAUUUGGAAAUAUUGAAUAUAAAAGGUAUAUAUGAGAAAGAUAUUUUUAGUGGAGAUAGAUAUUUAGGAUUGUGUACAGUAGAAAAGUUUACUAACUGUGGAUUCAUUGAAUUGCUUUCUCUUUACUGGGUUCCUUGGCUGUUCACUUUGUUUUGUUGGC